Rotaria socialis is the source of this 3951-nucleotide messenger RNA. The record is from the annotation of a GenBank genome assembly. Lineage: Eukaryota; Metazoa; Rotifera; Eurotatoria; Philodinida; Philodinidae.
AUGAUGUUCUUAUUUGACAAAACAAAUCACGGCGCAGCAAUACACAUAUCGUCCGAUGGUCUCAGCGCACAACGUACAAAUGGUUUUGGCAAUGGCAUUGCCUUUAUUAACCGUCCAAUGAAUGAAUUCGAAAAAGUUACAUUCGAAUUACAUCAACAAUCAUCACCCAUAUGGCAAGGAUCACUACGUCUCGGUCUCUAUGCUGGCCAUCAAAUCCCAACCGAUGAUCUUCCAUUAUCAACGAUGGAAUCAAGUUUGAAUCAUUUUUAUACAAUGGUAUCACUAGAAAAAUAUGUUCGUUUAUAUAAUGGAAUUCGUUUAACUGUAUGGCUAACACAAAAUCAUUGUUUAAAUUAUGCAAUUAAUCAUGUACUAUGUGGAACUCUAAUGGAUAGUAGUCAAUUUGUUGAAAAUAAUAAUAAUGGACUUCUUCCUCUUCGACUUAUUUUUGAUCUGUUUGGCAAUACAGUCAAACUACAACUUAUACGAGACGAUGAUGUUGUUCCAUAUGAAAUCAAAGCUCGAGGCUCUGAUGCUAUUCGACACUUUCAAACAGCUUGCGAUACCGGCACAACAACAGUACGGCGUAGUUUACUUUUAAUGGUUGGCCCGAAAGCAAGUGGAAAAACUCGACUUCAACAAACGCUCGUAACAAAUAAUAACAUAACCGAUAUUGAUAGUUUAUCAACAGAUCUUUCAUCGUCAUGUUCAAUAAAUAUUGACCAAAAACAUUCUUGGUCAUUAUCAAAACCAAAUUAUGUUCAUCAUAGUUCAUUAUCAGCUAUUAUGCAAGAUUUUGAUGAGCAUGAAAUAUCUAAAUCUACAAUUCAACAACAAGAAUAUGAAUCCCAUUUAGUACAUAAUAUUAUUGUUAAUCUGCUAAAACGGCGCUAUGAAGUGCAUACAGUACAUGAAAAAAAGGAUAAAAAUUGGAAAGAAACUCUACUUGAUGAUCUUAGACUUGUGUAUCCUAGUCCAAUGAUUCCUCUAUCGAUACGGCCAUUAGUAGAGAAAACAUUAUCACAAAUGAAAUCGUCUGAUCCACAUGCUGUACUUGCCAAUCUGUUGAGCAACAAUGGAAAUCUUAAAGAAAAAAAAAUAGAAGAAUGCCAACGUUUACGUCUCGAUCUUUGGGAUAUGCCUGGUUCGGCGUCAUCCUCUGGAAUAACACAUCAGGUUUUUCUAUCGGCGAGAGCAAUUUAUUUACUCGUAUUUGAUUUAACUAAAGAUCUCGAUCAACCAGCCGAUUGGAAUAUGGAAUUGACAAACUUGGAUCAUUUGAGUUUUAUAAUGCAUUCUGUUUAUUGUUAUUCGGCUAAUAUAAAUCAAGGACGAGUACACGAUGAAGAUUUAAAUAUUCAUCGUUUAUCACCGCCGAUUAUUAUUGUUGGUACUCAUCGAAAUUCAUUUUCACAGUCAACAAAAACAAUUGAUAUCGAAAAUAAAAUGGCCCAAAUUCGUGCGAUGAUUUCAACAAAACCCUAUUGCAAACAUAUUGUUGAACCGUAUUUUACCAUCGAUACACAAUAUCCGGAUACUGUCGAUCAUGAACAGAUAGAACAAUUGAAAAAAUUAAUUGAAGAAGUCGCCCUCGCUGAACCUUACAUGAACGAAGAAAUUCCAACACGAUGGCUUCAAUUUGAAAAUGAUCUUAAUCGAUUAAAAACUCAGCAAGAUAAUUUUUAUGCAUCACUCGAUCAAAUUUGUGAAAUAGCUCGUACACAAAAUAUUUGUUCAUCCGAUGAAUUGAAAACUCUGCUAGACUUUUAUCACGACCUCGGCGUGAUUGUUUAUUUUGGUAAUACACAAGAUAUGUUUUUAAAAAAUACGCUUAUUCUACGUCCACAAAAGUUAUUUCAACUCAUCAAGCGACUUGUCUGCAAUGAUAAUACGGAAAAUGAGAACGAUGAUGGUAUCAUUGAUGAAAGGACAUUUGAAAAUCUUUGUCAGCCGUUUAUCGAACAGAAACAAAGUAUUUUAGCUUUACUGAAAAAAUUUGAUCUUUUGUGCGAGCGUCAAUCGCCAUCGCCAACAACAAAAAUAACAACAACAUGCAAACAAUAUUAUGUACCUGGUUGUAUACGAAGAAUAUAUAAUGAAAAACCGAUAGCAGAAAAAGAUGAUCAAUGUGUCGUUUUGUAUUAUUUGUUUGAUGAUUAUUUUCCUGAAAGUCUGUUUCAUCAAAUUCUUGUUCGAACGAUAAAAUGGACGCAAUCAACAAAUGUUCCACCACCUAAACUUUAUUAUCGGCGCGGAAAAUUUAUUCUCGACGACCAACAUUUACUCAUACUAACUGCUUUAUCAAUGAAAUAUGCUCGAAUGAAAGUACAAAUUAUUCGUAAUAAUCCAAAUAUAACUAAUACGACCACAUCUAAUACAGCAACUACUAUGAACAGUAAUAAUAACAACAAUAAUAAAAAUCAAGAUGAAAUUAAUCCUCAAUUAGCAGAUCCAGCUAUUGUAGCAAAGGUACGUAAAUUUCUUGAAUCAUUACUUAAUGAAAUCAAAUCAACGUGGAUACGUCGACUCACAUUCCAAUGUAAAGUAAUUUGUCCGUGUGGAAAAAUAUGUGAUUUACAUAAAACUCCAUAUUGCUCAAAUAAUUCAUGUUUACAUUUUCUUAAUCUUGAUCAUUGUCUUUCAAAUCCUAUUGUUGAAUGUUCAUUUCGUCGCGUACCAACAAAUCAAUAUCGUAGUUGGUUUCCAAAACUGACAACAACACGUGCUGUACCAAUUAUCGACAUAUUAUACGAUCAAAAGUCAAUGAAUCAUUUUUUUGAAGAUUCAAAUUUACCCGGCUGGAUACGUUCAACAGCUAAACUAUUAUCAACAUCAGAUAUGAAUAUAAAUCUGAAUAAAUCGUCAGGUGAAAAUCGUGCGUGGGUUAUAUUGGCGAAAAAACUGGGCUAUCAACAAUCUGUUAUUGAUCAAUUUUCAUUGAGUCGAAAUCCAAGUUUACAAUUAAUCACAGAUUGGAUUGUUCGUAGUGGCAAUUCAUCAUUGGCUGUUGAUAUGUUAUUUGCAACGAUGAAACAGAUUGGACGAGAAUAUUUGGUUGAAAUUAUAUUACGAGAACGAGAAACGCAAUAUCCAUUACCAUCCGUGUUUAUUAGUUAUCAAUGGGAUAUUCAAGAUGAAGUGAAAGAAUUACGAAAUUUUCUAGAACUUGUCGGUUUUACUUGUUGGAUGGAUAUGGGCCAAAUUGGUGGCGGCGAAUUACUCUAUGAAAAAAUUGACCAUGGAAUACGAAAUGCUAAAGUUUUAAUCUGUUGUUUAACACCGAUGUAUAUUGUUUCAAAUAUGUGUCAACGUGAAUUAAUUUUAGCUGAUAUGCUUAAAAAACCUAUUGUACCAGUUAUGUUUGAAUCAACACCAUGGCCACCACUUGGCGCAGCAAGUUUAAUUCUUUCACAAUUAACUUAUGUAGAUUUAAAGGGUGCUGGUGGGCACGGCGGUAGUGGUAAAGUAUUGGAUUUACAAGCUCGGUAUAACGAAAUAGCAUCGAUUGUUUCACGUCAUACAACAUCGUUAUCACCGAGUACAUUCCAUCGAUUGGUACAUUCAUCUUCACUCGAUCAACGUAAUUCAACUCAUCCAUCUUCAGCAUUAACUGCGUUAGCGUCUGCUCGACACCUUAAACAUUCAAGAUCUAGUCGUCGUCAAAAUGUAGAAGCAUUGGAUUCAAAUGAAAGUUCCAAUAGUAGUAUGAGCGAAGAAAAUUAUGAUUAUGAUUCUAAUGAAAUCGAUGGUAUUGAUCAUCAUGCAAGACCCAUCGAACCUGUUCUAACAGCUGCGACUGUUGCCCCGACUGUUGGCACAUCUCUAAGUCAACCAUUUCAAAUACGUAGUUCUGUUCAUUUGGAACAUCGUCUUGGUCCAAUGACGGUUUAUAAUCAGCAACCAAGUGUUGAUAAUCGUAUUGCCAGUUGUGCCGUCUGUAGCAUUCUGUGA